Molecule: messenger RNA, 561 nt
Organism: Anopheles maculipalpis
Lineage: Eukaryota; Metazoa; Arthropoda; Insecta; Diptera; Culicidae
Exons: 3
Coding region: 1-561 (186 amino acids)
Source: RefSeq, a predicted model, not a curated record
AUGAACGCGAAACUGAUAGCAACGUGGCUACUACUGGGAGUGUUUACAGUGAACACAGCACACGCACAGCUCCAGUGUUAUGUGUGUGACAACUGUCCCGAUCCGUUCGAGGGCACCUCGUCCCAACUGCAGGCCUGCCCAGCGUCAGACUCAACCACCACGACACAGACACCUCCGGCCGGGGACACAACAGUCCUAACGCCUCCACCACUACCGACGGGAGUAAAUCCAGGCGAUACGACGACCGCUGCCAUAACGACGGAAGCUCCACCAACUCCAAGCACGCCGGAAAUAACGCCACCACCGCUACCGGGUCGCCGAAAGCGUCAGACAGCGACCGGAUAUCGGUGCUUCCGGAUCGAGCACUCAAACACUGUCCGUCGAGGUUGUGCUGCGUACCUGGGCAAUCAAGCCGAUACCUGCUCGUCCGUUAACGGUGGAACAGUUCCAACGGAGUGUACAAUUUGUGACUGGGAUGGAUGUAACAGUGCGACCGGACUGCGUGUGUCACUGGUCGCCCUACUGCUAGCCGUACUGCUUUCCGUUGUGCUGAAGCAGUAA